Halichondria panicea is the source of this 1789-nucleotide messenger RNA. Its product is annotated as cytochrome P450 3A4-like. The record is from RefSeq and is a predicted model, not a curated record. The coding region runs from base 69 to 1607 and encodes 512 amino acids. NCBI's taxonomy places the organism in Eukaryota, Metazoa, Porifera, Demospongiae, Suberitida, Halichondriidae. The transcript is spliced from 13 exons. Gene Ontology annotation, molecular function: oxidoreductase activity, acting on paired donors, with incorporation or reduction of molecular oxygen; steroid hydroxylase activity; iron ion binding.
CACCCUCCCUGUUUCCUGUAGAAGAGGGAAAACCCCAUCCAAAGAUACAAAAACAAAGUAGAUCUAGCAUGGCUAUGGUCCUUUCUACUUGGGUCUUGCUGGUCUGCACAGCUCUGCUUCUCUACCUAGGAAAGAGACUACUCUUUGCUCCAUACCGAAUAUUUAAUGGCAGUAGUAUACCAAUCAAGGGACCACCACCCAAACCCAUUGUGGGAAAUUUCUUCGCAAGACAUGAAAUGGGUUAUAUGAAAUGGCAUGAGCACAUUGCUAAGGAAUAUGGCUCAGUGGCUGGAUUUUUCUUGGGUUUCAUGCCGUUUCUAGCAGUGACUGACAUUGACAUGUUAAAGCCAAUCUUGGUGAAAGACUUUGACUCGUUCACAAACCGACCAUUUGUUCCUGACAUUUCCAGAGAAGCUUCAGCCCCCGUUGGUCUUGUGGGUGCACAGGGAGAGACGUGGAAGACAGCUAGACACACCCUCUCCCCCUCGUUCUCUGCUGCCAAGAUGAAAGCCAUGGUGCCUCUGAUUGAAAAGAGUGCUAAAACUCUUGUAGAGGUUAUAAGUGAGUCAGCAGAUACUAAUCAGAGUGUGGAUGUACAUAGAAUUUAUGGUAACUUCACCAUGGAGACGAUCUUAGCAACGGCUUUUGGGCGGAGUGCGGACAUACAGAGAGGAGAGAGUGAUCAGAUUGUGGAUAUAGCCAAACUUAUGUUUAGUGGGUCGGACGAGAAAAAGGGACUGUCUUUCCUUAUCUUGAUGCCACUUUUGAAUUCAUUCCCAUGGCUCGAGUCCAUUCUCAGGGUCUUGGCUGCCAGAGCCCCUGUUGUGAAGAACGUACGCACAAUGUUCUCCAUCGCCACGGAAAUGGUCAGGCAAAGACGGCUGAAUCCACAACCACAGAAGUACAAGGAUCUGCUGCAGCUGAUGAUAGACGCUCGUACAGACAAUCCCAGCGGAGGAGGAGCUAGUCAGCAGAAACUCACGGAUGAUCAGAUUGUUGCUCAUUCUGCUACUUUUCUCGUGGCCGGUUAUGAGACCACCUCCACUGCCCUAGCGUACGUGUCAUACCUGUUGGCCCUCAACCCCAUAAUCCAGGAGAAACUGCAGCAGGAAAUUGACAACUACUUUGACAACAAUCCAGAGGCCCCACUGUACGAGGCUGCUCAGGAGAUAGAGUACCUGGAGAAGGUCAUACACGAAACACUACGACUUUAUUCACCAGCUGGAGCGCUGUUGCGUUACUGCCAAAAAACGACUAUUGUGAAUGGAGUCACUAUACCCAAGGGAUGUACUGUAGAUGUACCAAUUCACAUCAUACACAGGGACCCAAAAUAUUGGCCCAAUCCAGAGGUCUUUGAUCCAGAAAGGUUUUCCCCUGAGGAGAAGUCCAAGCGCCCUCCACUGAGUUAUAUCCCAUUUGGUUACGGUCCAAGGAACUGUAUUGGUAUGAGGUUUGCAAUGCUGGAGGCUAAACUGGCUCUCAUCCACCUGCUCAGGAGGUUCACGUUCAUACAGGCACCAGACACAGAGGUUCCUAUUGAGACCUCUUUUGGAUUAGCUGUGACUCCCAAAAAUGGAGUGUUCCUCAGGAUAUCGAAGAGACACUGAUGAAAAGAAAACGAUUGUACGUAUUGUGUGUUUAUCAAAGCUUUUAGUUAUUGAUCGACGUUCCAUUGUGAUGCUAAUUUUUCAGUAUGCAACAGACCAUUACAUUUGUUUUUAUAUUUAAGAAUUACAGUACAUGCACUUUUACUACGUAUAUGACAGCUAUUUAUUGCACUGGAGGAUUG